UCAGCGCUUGAAAGUGUUGCGGAGAGGUCGUGUUGUGUGCAACUUGUUCGUUCGUUUCGUUCCGUUCAGUGAAUUUUCCCUCAAGUUAGUCAGAAAAUUAUUGUUUUUCCCGACGUUUUGGCGUGCGAAGAUACAGAACAACAACACCGUAUCAAAUAGAUACAGAGCAAGUAAUUAAGCUCCGGAGGUUUUUUUUUCUGAUUUGAUUAUUUUUUUCAUUUAGUUUUUCACUCGAGAUAGGGCUCUCGAGAGUAAGAAAAUUAACAAAAAAAAAACAUAAUUAAAAUUAGUUAAAUGAAGUGUUGAAUUUCAAAAGAACUUGAGUGGAAAGUGUCCAGCUUCAGAUAAACAUACACCCCAAAGGCAUCCGUGGGGCGAAUUGUAUCUUUUCUGCUAUAAGUGCAUAGUCGGGUUGAGUGCCGUGCAACAAGUGGUUGACUGGCCUACGUACGUUACUCUCGUGCUUUCUGUUAAUCAAGUUAUACAAUCUAAUUAGUUGAUAAAUUAAAAAAAAAAAUAUAUACUUUUCCGAAGAUCUAAUUUCGAAUCGGAUAAUUUCAGCGGAAAGCAAUAACUGUGAACUGCUGAUUUGAGUUUUUCAAUGCAAAAUAUCUGAAUAUUUCCCGCAUUGAAUGUGCUUCUUGAAUAUUUUCCGGUUUUGCAGUUUUCUAUUUUCGUUUUAAUUCAUUCAUUGUUUCUGUGAAGCGAAUAAUUUCCCGGAACUCAAGUGAAAUGUAUACGAAUACACGGCAUCAUAGCUACACAACUGCUGAAUUUUGGAUGAAAAUGGUUUUGAUGCUAGUCUAGAGAAAGAUACGAUUUUUUUUGAACGGAGAUAAUACCCUUUUUGGUCGUUUUGAAAUUUCCAUAAAGUUUUUCCCGGAGUUUGUUGGUUUUCCUAGAAGCUGAGAGCUAUUUUGAAACCUGGUUAAGCCUGAAACAGUGUAGUUUUGGUUUGAAUUGAAAGUUAAGUUUUCAGAUACUUUCAUAUCUAUUUUGCCAAGUGUUCGUAUUUGAGAAUCUAUUCCUUUUUGGCGGGCAAAUUGUGAAAAUAGUGUGUUCUGUUUUCGAAAUUCUUGCACGCGAAAAUCUCGGCUUUCCUUUUCCCCAACGACGAAAACGGCAGACAAACUGGAUAUCAUCAAUAUGGAAACGUUUUACGAUAUAACAUCGAGGGAUCUCGAUAUCUGGGAUCCGGAACUAGAUACGCUACAUUCGGAUCCUUUGAAAUUAUCAGCAGAUACAGACAUGCAGGAUUGGUUUCUUGAACGUGAUUCUAAGAUGUCACAGGUCAUCUUGCACGACAAAUUAAUUUCAGAUGCAUUGAUUGGUACACUCCCGAUUAAGACAGAACAUUCAUACAGUUUAAAUUCAGAUGGAGAUUCAAUGCCAGAUUCACCGAGAAGUCUACAUACUAAAAUUGAAGACAUGGACGAAGAAUGCUAUCCUGCAAUAUCAAUGAGCACAGCAACCAACAACACACGAUGGAUCGUCGAUCCAGCAACAGCCUCGCCAUCCUCAAGUCAGAGCAACAGUAGUCAUUCCACAUCUGCAUCUCAGAUUUCCCUGAACAACAGCAGCUCCAGUUCACAUCAAACAUCCAGCAGUCAUCGGCAAAGUCAAAAGAUGCAAAUAGACACACAGGAUCAACAGUUGCUGCAAAACUCAGCGCUAUCAGACAACGUUUCAACAUCAAGUUGUGAUGAAAUUGACAUUGAUGACACAUGUAUAAAGGACGAACCACUUUCACCCUCGUCCAGUUGCCCGCCCAGCCCUGUCUCGCCAGCCUAUGGAAUCAACUUGAAUAUGGCGAAUGUGGCAGCCUUCACAAAUGCUGAUUUGGUCUUCGAGCACAAGAAUGGUUCCUUGCAACUAUCCCCUGCCUCACAGAGUCUUCUUAAGAACCAACAAAUCAUACUAAGCGGAUCGACAAGUCUUCAGCCACAACGGAUAGUCAUGCCAAAGCUUAACAUUAAAGUGGAACAAACAAACUCUACCGCCGGCGUUUUCAGCCUUCCACCAACACCGCCAUCAUCGUUACCCAGUGAUGAGUCUGAGGGAAAUCAAAGUCCUGAACGACAUCUUGCAUCACCAAUGUCCCCGCCAAAUGUUCAAAUUCAAUCAUCACCUGUAACCUCGACUACAUCGUCACAUCGGCGAUCGCAUCCUGCUUCGACGUUAUCAACCUCAACAACAACCUCAACGUCAUCGCAUAUAAGUUCGAGCGGGGGUCGUAUUGGAUACAGUGGCUCAUCUACCCGCCAACCAAUACAUACACCAUUGAUUAGCAGUCAGCCGAAAGGAUCAACUGGCACUCUUGUACUUACUGAGGAGGAAAAGCGCACACUUCUUGCAGAGGGUUAUCCAAUUCCAACCAGAUUACCACUUACCAAAGCCGAAGAAAAGUCGUUGAAGAAGAUCAGGAGGAAAAUCAAGAAUAAGAUUUCUGCACAAGAGAGUCGGCGAAAAAAGAAGGAAUACAUGGAUCAGCUUGAACGUAAAGUCGAGUUACUUGUAUCAGAGAACUCUGACUAUCGAAAACGUGUUGAAUCCCUCGAGGAUUCCAAUGCAAACCUGAUGAAUCAACUAACUAAGCUCCAAGCUCUGCUAAGUCGCCAAACCUCAAAGAAAAUGUAAAUUCACUUACAUAAAAGUUCAAUGCUGCGUUCAAUUCAGCAAAAUUUAUUUUUUUUUGUUUCUUUUUUGUCUUCAAGUCAUUCCUUAGACGUAAUGAAUACCAUAUAAAAUAAAUAAUGAUAUGUGAAACAGACAAAAAAAACAAACACACACAUACACACUAAUAAAUAGCAAUUAUUAUAUGCUCAAAGUGAAAAAUUGAAAAUCAAGAAAAACUUACAAAAGUGCGUUUUAAUAUCUAAGACGAUGAAAUAUAUCUUGUAAAAUAUGUAAAAUGAAAAAAAUUGUAAAAUUAAGUGAAAAAUUGCAAAAAAUUAAACACCAAUAAAAACAAACAGCAACAACAAACAACCAAGAUUAUUGUAAUCAAGGAAUAUAACAGCAAAUCAAAAUGUAGAUAAAAAGUAAAUUGAUAUAUAGACAUGAAGUAUUUUCAUGGCCUUAAUUAUUAUAUUCACCAAGGGGCAGAUACUUCCUUGACUGGUUUUAUUGAAAUUUUUAUUAAAACUAAACAAAGGUAAAUUUACAAAAACAAAAUCAUAAUUUUGUAGAAUUUUAAAUGAAAAGACAAAAGUUAUAAAAUCAAAUUAAAUUAUUUAAUUUAAAUUAUAUUAAAAUAAUAUUUUACAUUGAUGAUAUUAAGUAAGAGAAGAAUUAAAAGUGAAAAAUAGUAUAUAAAUCAUGCAAGAGUUACGAGACCUAAUUAUUUUUAUUAAGUCUUUAAAGAAACAAAAAAAUAUUUUUACAGAUGGUCAACUGUAAAGUUAAACCUUAAAAAUGAAAUUUUUGAAAGUAUAAUUGCUGCCUUAUAUAAUUGUGGGCUGGAAAACAUAAAAAUGAUAGUUUUCAGGAUUUUUCAAUCGUAAUGGUGUUUUCGCGUAACAAUUUCUUAUGAAAUUAUAAAAUAGUUUUUAAAAUAAAAAAAAUAAAAAUGUUUUAUGUAACAAACACUUGAUACCAGAAGGAAAAUCAUAUAUAAGGACGAUUGUUGAGAUCGAUUGAACACUAAACAGAGGAUACAUAUUUUUUUCCUAUUUAUUAAAGCAAAUUGUACAAAUUUAAAACAUAUAUGAAUAUAUAUCAAUAUAAAACUAUAUAUACAGAUUAAGAGCAAGCGGUGGAAAAUAUAUUAAGUACGAAACAGCUUAUAUUAAAUAAAUAGAAAUAAUAUUUUAUAUAAAACUUAUUAUAACAUGUUGAAUUAGACAAAUUUACUAUUAUUCUAUAUAAGAUUGUUAAGUUUUCUAGAAGAAAAAUCAAGUACCACGUAUAUUGAGGAGAUAUAUACGAAAUUUAACGAAAUACUAAGAAGAAAUGGUUGUAUGACGAGGGAACUGACAAACAAUGGAACACUUAUUUUACUUUUAAUUGAAUUUCAUCCGUUGUGAGUAGACUUACUUUCAGAAAAAUGAAUUUUCUUUCAAGUAUUUACUUUGGUUGUAAUAAUAUUUUUGACACUCCUCGCUUGAAAGCAUUUAUCUGGUGAUUCCAUCACUGUUUUAAGAUAUUUAAUUUUGUGCUUUGUUGAAUAUCCACAAUGGAAGAGACAUGCACGAGGAUUUGAAAUAUAAAUUGGUUUUUGGUUUUUAUAUUUUCUAUGAAAACUAAUCUUUAAUCUCGCUAGUAACUUGGAUUCUGAUUAGCUCGUCGUGCUUUUUUUGAAACUAUUUUUCUUUGUUAUUUCUGUUUUUAUAAAAGUCUAGAGCCACAACAAUCUUUUUCGCUUCUCCGAUCCAGAUUUUAUUUUUAAUUUAAUUGAUCUGUAUGAUAUUGAAAUGCGUAGUUACAUUUCUAGAAAAAUUUAUUUGUAUUAUUUUUUUUUUAUAGAAAUAUUUUAUUUGCUUGUUUCACGUAAGUUUUCAUGUAUUCUUUUAUAUUUAAAAAAAAAAUGGCCUGACCGAUGCAAUAUAGCGUUUAUUAUGAUAAAAAGAUACGACCUUCAUUAUUGAAGACUUUUAUGUCCUUGAAUUUCAAUUGUAAUGAUACAAAGUAUCAUCGGUAUAUAUAUAUAAGAUAACUGGUAGAUGAGGCUUUCAUUUAUAUAAUUUUCAACCCCAAAAAUAUUGAUAUUAAAUUGAUGGAACAAAGAAACCACGAAAAAAUCUUGAAACCUAGAACAAAAAAAUACCGGAAAUAUCUUAUAAUUUACAACAAAGAAGUACCGAAAAUUCAAAAAAUUAUAGUACAAAGGAGUACCGGGGAAAACAAAUAUAGAAUUCGCAAGGCAUAAAGUCUUCAUAAUGAUUAUAAUCUUUUAUCAAUUAUUUUCUUUUAAUUCUUUUUAUUUUAUUUUUUUUUUUUAUUUUAUUUAAAUGAGAUCUAAUUUUGCUUAUUAUAUACAAACAAUUUUCCUUGGUUAUCAUAUAUAUUUAUUUGUACUAAACGGCCACGAACACAGUGCAAUAAUAGAAAAAAAACUAUUUUAGUAAAAACAGGUUUAAAGUAUCCAAACUUUUUCAAGACCUAUAUCUUUCUAACUUUGGGAAAAAAACUAUUUUAGUAAAAAUUUUUGAAUUAAACUUUAAUUGUCAUCUAAGAACGUGUGCAAUAUCAUGCAGAGAAUGGGUAACAAUUCGAGAGGAAUAAGAUGUUAAAUCUUCAUUAUCGAUUCUGUUAAACUGGAGAAUAGAUGCAGGUUAUGUAUGUAACAUGGUUCAUAGAAUUAUUUGUGUAUGUGUUGAAGUUAAUUUGUGUGCAGAGAUUUUUCGAAUGGAGUCAAAAAAAGGAAGAAACGAGAAACUAAAUGACAUUAUUGAGUACCUUUGCAAAUUUGGAAUGGAAAUACCGCGGUGUGGAUGCAUGACUACAAUUCAAUAUUCCAUCCCCCUUUUCGCUUUUUUUAAAUCAAGAUACAUUUGGGUAUUGGAUUUCAGCUCAAUCGUGUCCCUCCAAAAGUGAAAGUCAGCCUUGCUUUUCAGUUUCUUCACUGGUCUAUCUCGACUGUUUUCCUUUAAGUCUCUCUCUGGGCAAACUCUCGACAGGACACUGGUCUAUUUUGACUGUCUUCCUUUAAGUCUCUCUCUCUCUUUCUCUCUCUGGGUAAACUCUCGGAAGAACACUGGUCUAUUUCGACAGUCUUCCUUUAAGUCUCUCUCUAUCUCUGGGCCAACUCUCGGAAAGAAAAUUUUGUGAUACCUGAUUUAAUACGAGUACAUACCAAACAUCUUUCUGAGAGCAUAUUCCCUAGUAAACCCUUUUGAGUAAAAGAUGCUCGAACAUUCAAUUAUCUAGGACAAAAUUAAGUUUGGUUGUGUUGUGUGGAAAUAUUAAAACCGCACCACCAACCACUCAGGUCUAAUUUGUCCUGUAGAGUCCCCUAAAACGUUUGUCCAGCCGGCUUCCUACCUCCGACACUCGCAAGCUUCUGCGAAUCUGGGAACGUCUUCCAAAAAAAAAGAGUGUACAGAUGCUUUGUUGAAGAAGACCCCACUGAGGUACAUAUCCUCAAAGGCAACGAACAAACUCUUAUAAUGACCUUUACGGUGAUGAGGAUAUCACAAUGUGACUUAUGCGUGGCUUCUCCGAGGUAGUUGAACGGC
Messenger RNA from Hermetia illucens (black soldier fly), 6176 nucleotides. RefSeq names its product cyclic AMP response element-binding protein A (gene CrebA). Gene Ontology annotation, biological process: regulation of transcription by RNA polymerase II. The coding region runs from base 1147 to 2637 and encodes 496 amino acids. NCBI's taxonomy places the organism in Eukaryota, Metazoa, Arthropoda, Insecta, Diptera, Stratiomyidae. The record is from RefSeq and is a predicted model, not a curated record. The transcript is spliced from 6 exons. Gene Ontology annotation, molecular function: DNA-binding transcription factor activity, RNA polymerase II-specific; cAMP response element binding.